AUGACAUUAUAAAGCGCCACAGGAAAGAGCAAACAGAUGCCAGUGCCGCAGGCGACAGCAGAAGGCAGCAGGUCAAGAACAGGAGCUCAGCCUACGGAUACGGGCGGCCCCGUUAUCGUGCCUGGAAGCAGAGGAAUUUGCAAGGACCUAACCGUUUUAGAAGAGGGUUUGGACAGCAACAAUACAACCGGAGGCAAUUCAGGAAUGCUAUGGCUGGUUCCAAGAGAAGAGCAGCUGCCACGUUCCAUGGAGUGAGCCCUUUAAAUCGCCAGGCAUCAGCUCAAGAGGGCAACAAGAACAGAACUGCUUUUGCCAAAAACAGGAGUGGGCAGCAGGAGGAACAGCCACAGCCAUCUCCAGGCCCCAACAGAUUCAGAGCAGAUGCUGCCAGCAUCCGCGCCCCAGGGAGAAGGCCUUUCAGGCUAAACAGAGGCCCAGUGUUCCAGCAGAAGCAGUGGUUCGCCAAAGCUCGCUUUCAGAGAGGGCAGAUGGAUGCUCGUGGAGAAGGGAAACCGCCAAGGAUGAGAAGGUGGCAAGGGAAAACGAGCCCGGGAGCAAUUCUGACGGUUUCUGUGGUUAAUCCCCAGGCGGGCCAGACCAGCGCGCCUGGAUCCAAGCGCCCGUUCCUGCGAAGCCAGAGACCCCCAGCACGGGUGGCCAAGCCCCAGCCCAAGGGAGUGCUGCUGAGAUUCAACUUUCGCGCAAUGGCCAACCAGACCAGCCUGACGCUGGAUGAGAGGUUCUCUGGUCUGAGGAAUAAGAGGCGCUUUACAGCAGCCAGGAGUGCUGGACGGACAGUCACCAUGCCUUAG
Molecule: messenger RNA, 812 nt
Organism: Acanthisitta chloris (rifleman)
Lineage: Eukaryota; Metazoa; Chordata; Aves; Passeriformes; Acanthisittidae
Product: UAP56-interacting factor-like
Exons: 8
Biological process (GO): mRNA export from nucleus
Molecular function (GO): mRNA binding
Source: RefSeq, a predicted model, not a curated record